CUCGCGCCAUCUCUACCCUUAGAAUUCCAAAAGAACUCAAAAUCUCUCUCAGAAACCCUAGUUUUACGUUUCUAAUGAGUCAAAAUAUCAAAGAAGAAAACAUGGAAAAUUCAUCCAAAGAGGCGGCGGAAAACAAGAAAUUACCAUCUCAGCCUAGCGUAAUUUCUUUAAGCAGUAGCAGCAGCAGCAGCAAUUGUGAUAGUUUUGAUUCUGAUGACUCCGAUUUGGACGGUUGGGAUAUUGAAGGGAACCUGAGGAAGAAGCAGAGGAUUGAAACAGCUGUACUGCCUGUCGGUUUUCUCGACCCGCUUACACCCGAAGAACGCUUGGCCAUUCAAAAGGAAAUAACUACAACCUCGACCAUUGAGAAUAACAAUAAUUCUUUUGCGGGAUUGUCCAAAGUACCGACUAAAGUGAAACAGGAAAGUUUUGAGAAUUCGUGUAAUGGUUUUAAUAAUCAAGCAGUUAGUCCUCCUGCGGUUCGCAGUUGUAAGCAGUUCUGGAAAGCAGGGGAUUACGAGCGCAAGAAUGACGACGAUUCAAGUUCAAGAACAGGAUUAUCUGAUAGCAUGGAUCAUGUCAGGAUUCAUCCGAAAUUCUUACAUUCAAAUGCAACUAGCCAUAAGUGGGCUUUGGGAGCUUUUGCUGAGCUUCUAGAUAAUGCCUUAGAUGAGGUUAACAAUGGAGCAACCAAUGUCCACGUGGAUGUGCUCAACAAUAGGAAGGACAAUAGUAAAAUGUUGUUGAUAGAAGAUAAUGGUGGUGGCAUGAAUCCUGAUAAAAUGCGGAAGUGCAUGUCUCUAGGGUAUUCUGAGAAAAGCAAAAUUCCCAACACCAUUGGUCAAUAUGGUAAUGGUUUCAAGACUAGUACUAUGAGGCUUGGGGCAGAUGUCAUUGUAUUCUCACGUUGUCAGGGGACAGAUGGAAGAAGUGCAAAACAGAGUAUCGGAUUGCUGUCCUACACUUUCUUGAUGGAAACCGGAAAGGAAGAUAUUGUGGUCCCCAUGAUUGAUUAUGAGAAAAGAGGUGACACCUGGAACAAGAUGGUACGCUUUUCCUCAGUUGAUUGGGAUAGAAAUCUUAGAACCAUUCUGCAGUGGUCUCCAUAUGGAAGUGAAGAAGAUCUCCUUCAACAGGUAGUCACCACUGAUGCAUCCGCACUGCAAUUGACUAACAGUAGCCAUCAUAGAUCACCUAUUGAUGCCACUGAAAAUGUGGGAGCAACUCAGUCUGAGGCACAAGCUAAAAAUCAUAGCAAUACAUCUUCAAUUAGUGGGAGCCCUCAAGUAGAACCUGUAUCAGAUCAAACUGCUCAAAACUUGAGUGUGAAGACUGAAAAGGUUAGCAGAGAUGCAUAUGCGGCUUAUCCUUCCACAACAGAGAUGGUACUUGGUUUGGCAGAAGAAAAUAAUUCCUUGCGGAAUAGUUUAGAGGAAGUCCUGCAAAAUUUGGUGUUUGAACGGGACAGAAAUGUAUUACUUCAAAAUCAACUUCAAGAUACGCAGGAAAAAUUGGAAAAAUUUGAAGUUUUUGUUAGUACCUUCGCGGAAGAAAGAAGCAGGCGAGAUCAGGAGGAAGUGUGUUUGAGGAAAAGAAUAAAGGAAGCUUCCGAAACCAUUGAAGGGUUACUCCAUAAAAUCAAGAUGCUAGAGAAUAGAGGAAGAGUUUAGUUUGAAAUUCAACAGCAAUGCUUUUCUUAAUAACUUAAACAAACGCUUUGAUUUUUUCUUCCGCAUAUAUUAUUAAAUCAUUGGUUACAUUAAUUUCGUGUAGUCGGAGAAAACAAAACUAACAUAGCUUCAUUGUACUUCUAUAUGGAAAAUUCUAGAAAGAGAUUCUCGACA
Olea europaea var. sylvestris is the source of this 1844-nucleotide messenger RNA. RefSeq names its product protein MICRORCHIDIA 4-like. The transcript is spliced from 13 exons. The record is from RefSeq and is a predicted model, not a curated record. Bases 75 to 1670 code for a protein of 531 amino acids. Gene Ontology annotation, cellular component: nucleus. Gene Ontology annotation, molecular function: ATP hydrolysis activity. Lineage: Eukaryota; Viridiplantae; Streptophyta; Magnoliopsida; Lamiales; Oleaceae.